AUGCCCGCAAGCGACUCUGUCCUAGACGGUCCAGAAGAGGGACUUCCCCCAGACUUCGCAGCAGAGCUGGCGGCAGGGAUGGAAGCACUCAUGAAGGAUUUGGGGAGAACGCCCAAUGAUGAUGGCAGGCUUAGGCAUGAAGCUUGGGAGAAGCUUCUGAUCGCAGAAUUGGAGAGCUAUGAAAACGGAAAUUCCCUUGAACUAACCGAGGCAGUUUCUGGUACUCCCCCACCAGGCGGAUCGAGCCCCGAGCCAGUUUCCAGAUCGCCGGAUGCGGGUGCCAUGGACAAACUCAAGUCAAGCGAAGAUAAUCUCAAGGUCGAUUCGCUCUUCACUGAGGACUUGUCGGCACCGUUUGAUCCCGCGAAGUUGCUGCAGGAAUUCAAGUUUGACGAUCUCCUGGGCGAAAGUGGAGACAGUGGACAGGAUGUCCAAGAUAUCCUUGAAGGCAUGAUGCGGCAACUCAUGUCAAAGGAUAUUUUGUAUGAGCCUCUCAAAGAUCUGGAUGAAAAGUAUCCCAUCUAUCUCAGAGAAAACAAAGCGAAGAUCUCCGCGGAGGAAAAUAAUCGGUAUCUUCUCCAACACACAAAGGUACAUGAGCUGGUGGCUGUCUUUGAGCAGCCAGGGUACAAGGAUGGGGAUUCAGCUUAUUCCGCAGAACUGAUGAAAUUAAUGAACGAAAUGCAAUCUUACGGUUCUCCCCCAACUGAGUUGAUGGGUAACUUACCUCCAGGAUUUAACCUGGGAGAAGAUGGAAUGCCUCAAUUGGACGAAGGCUGUGUGGUGGUAUGA
Cantharellus anzutake is the source of this 792-nucleotide messenger RNA. RefSeq lists its product as uncharacterized. Gene Ontology annotation, cellular component: peroxisome; peroxisomal membrane. The coding region runs from base 1 to 792 and encodes 263 amino acids. The transcript has 6 exons. The record is from RefSeq and is a predicted model, not a curated record. Gene Ontology annotation, biological process: protein import into peroxisome membrane. NCBI's taxonomy places the organism in Eukaryota, Fungi, Basidiomycota, Agaricomycetes, Cantharellales, Hydnaceae.